This is a messenger RNA of Carlito syrichta (Philippine tarsier), 1663 nucleotides long. RefSeq names its product charged multivesicular body protein 6 (gene CHMP6). Gene Ontology annotation, cellular component: multivesicular body; ESCRT III complex. Bases 1 to 666 code for a protein of 221 amino acids. Gene Ontology annotation, biological process: vesicle budding from membrane; late endosome to vacuole transport via multivesicular body sorting pathway. Lineage: Eukaryota; Metazoa; Chordata; Mammalia; Primates; Tarsiidae. The transcript has 8 exons. The record is from RefSeq and is a predicted model, not a curated record.
AUGGGCUCCGGCGUGAGCGCUUCAGGCCCGGCAGGGGCUGGUCUUUGCCCCCCCAGCCACAGCCGAGGGGCUGAACUGAGACUGGACGCCGGAGAAGGUGACACAGGGCCUGCUCUCCUGCAGCAACUGAAGCAGCAGCGUGACAAGCUGAAGCAGUACCAGAAGCGCAUCACGCAGCAGCUGGAGCGGGAGCGGGCCCUGGCGCGGCAGCUGCUGCGGGACGGCCGGAAGGAACGGGCCAAGCUGCUGCUCAAGAAGAAGCGAUACCAGGAGCAGCUCUUGGACAAGACGGAGAACCAGAUCAGCAGCCUGGAGACCAUGGUUCAGAGUAUCGAAUUCACCCAGAUUGAAAUGAAGGUGAUGGAAGGGCUGCAGAUUGGAAACGAGUGUCUGAAUAAGAUGCACCAGGUGAUGUCCAUAGAAGAAGUGGAGAGGAUCCUGGACGAGACCCAGGAGGCUGUGGAGUACCAGCGGCAAAUAGAUGAGCUGCUGGCAGGAAGCUUCACUCAGGAGGACGAAGAUGCCAUCCUGGAGGAGCUGAGCGCAAUCACUCAGGAACAAAUAGAGCUGCCAGAGGUUCCUUCAGAGCCCCUACCUGAGAAGAACCCAGACAAAGUCCCUGUCAAGGCUAGGCCCAGGCAAGCAGACCUGGUGGCAGCUUCGUAACUCACCUUCUCUUGCGGGACUCGCAGGGAUUCCUCAAGGACUGUGGCCCACAGAAGGUUUGAGUUGAGGCCAGCUCCGACCGAGCUCCCUGGAGGUCAGCAUGACGGUGCUGUGCAGAGCCACGGUGCACACAGGCUCGUGCACAUCGGGAGGACAGCGCCUCCCUCACAGUGUAAAGUCUGAUUGCUCUUGGCGCUGCUGUCUUGCUCUCAUUUCUGGAUUAAACGGCAACAUUCAAACUCUCAGCCGAGCCCAGCCUCUACGGGUUGUGGUUCCUGCGGAGGCCGUGGCCCAACCUGAUGCUCCUGGUGCUCUUCAUCUGCUGUCCCCAGCCCUGUGCAGCCGCGCUUCUGUGGGGAAGGCGCCAUCAGACCUUAGGGUCCCCACACUUCCUGUUAUGUCCUUGCUGUUCCCACUAGCUGGUGGUGACUUCCUUUAAGGGGUCCUUCCCGUGGCCUGGCUUCCUUACAUGCCUCAGUUUCCAUGUAGGUUGGGGAUGGAAACCCCAGGAGGCGGCAUUUGCUGAGCCUCUCAGUGCCUCUGCCUUAGCGCCCCAAGCUCCAGCCCCAGUUUGGGUAUGUGGGACUGGGGGAAUGACACUCCAGGAGCCCUGACUUCACCCUGCCACCCAGGGUCUGACACAGUGGCUUGGUCCUGCUGAGAGAGGACAUCUGGAAGGUGGUGGCGAGACCCUGCCCUGGCAUGUGCAGCCCCUGAAGUUUGCCCGUGGGGGUCCCUGCAGCUCAUGCACCUGUGGAGACCUGGGAUGCUCAUGACCGGCCAGCUCUGGAGCUGCCAGCAGCCAAGACAGGAGGCCACAGAGCGUGGAAUGACUUCUCGUGCACGGGGCUGAUUUUGUCAUUAACAGUCUCGACAGGAUUCCCCCAUCUGUGAGAAGCAAGUGGGCAGAGGCCCUGGGGGCCACCAAGGACACAAGCAGAGCUGCCUCCUUAGCCCCCAGACGGGCCGGCCUGUAUUAAAGUUGACCUGCACAGCC